Molecule: messenger RNA, 1141 nt
Organism: Chelonus insularis
Lineage: Eukaryota; Metazoa; Arthropoda; Insecta; Hymenoptera; Braconidae
Gene: SdhB
Product: Succinate dehydrogenase, subunit B (iron-sulfur)
Exons: 4
Coding region: 97-939 (280 amino acids)
Biological process (GO): aerobic respiration; respiratory electron transport chain; tricarboxylic acid cycle
Cellular component (GO): mitochondrial membrane
Molecular function (GO): 2 iron, 2 sulfur cluster binding; electron transfer activity
Source: RefSeq, a predicted model, not a curated record
UGUUAAGUUGGCAUCUUUGUUAGUAACUGAAUAGUUUCAUUACAUAACCCUGUUAUUUAGUUUCGGUUCUUGGGAUUAAAAAAAUUCAACAUAAAAAUGGCAAAUAUCGUUCCAGCCUGUAGAAAUGCACUGAGACAAGUUAGAUGUUUUCAUGCAUCUGCUACGCAAAAUGCUGAAGCAAAGCUCAAAACUUUCUCCGUUUAUCGAUGGAAUCCAGAUAAACCAGAUGAAAAGCCUUAUUUACAAGAAUAUAAAGUAGAUUUGAAUACUUGUGGUCCAAUGGUAUUGGAUGCGCUUAUUAAAAUCAAAAAUGAAAUAGAUCCAUCUCUCACCUUCCGAAGAUCAUGCAGGGAAGGUAUUUGCGGAUCUUGUGCAAUGAACAUUGGUGGAACGAAUACUCUAGCAUGUAUUAGUAAAAUUGACAAAGAUAAUUUAAAUGCUGACGUGAAAAUUUAUCCACUUCCUCAUAUGUAUAUCGUUAAGGAUCUUGUACCAGAUAUGAAUAAUUUUUAUGCUCAAUAUAAAAGUAUCCAGCCUUGGUUACAGAGAACUGACAACAAAAAAGUUGGAACACAGCAGUAUUUGCAAAGCGUUGAAGACCGAAAAAAAUUGGAUGGUCUCUAUGAAUGUAUCUUAUGUGCAUGCUGCAGUACUUCUUGCCCAUCAUACUGGUGGAACGGCGAUAAAUACUUAGGACCAGCAGUAUUGAUGCAGGCUUAUCGAUGGAUCAUUGAUUCACGUGAUACAAAGACUGACGAACGUUUGAAUAAACUACGUGAUCCUUUCUCAGUUUAUCGUUGUCAUACAAUUAUGAACUGUACUCGUACUUGUCCAAAAGGUUUAAAUCCCGGUAAAGCUAUUGCAGAAAUUAAGAAGUUGCUCGGCGGUAUAAUUCAAAAGGGCAAGCCUGGAUUGAACACUACAGCUCUACAUAAUUAAUAAUUUUAAAGUACAACGAUGAUUAAGUAUUAAAUAGUCGGAUGGAAGUGUAGUCGAGAAUAACGACAAAAUGAAAUGAGGAUUGAAUUGUUUAAUCAUUCGAUUGAUUACAGAUGUAUGAUUAUGAAUAAUUAUUUAAAAGAGGUUUUGUGGUCAUUUCUCAUGUAAAUAAUAAAUAAACAUUUGUUUAUCUUCAAUUACA